GGGCGCGGGCGGCCGUGGGGCAAGAGGUGCGCCGCGGGGACGCCCCGAGGUCGCGGAGCCGGGCGCCGGCCGCCCCGCGCGGCCUGGGAGACGCGCUGUGUGAGCGCAGACCGGCUGCGCGACCGUCGGCGGCCGCGGGGGAGAAGGGCCGAGGCCGGGGCCGCCGGGGCCGCAGGCGCGAGCGAGCCGGGGGCUUCGGGGACCCCAGGCGCUGCAGGCCCGGUUGAGGCGGCGGGGGACCCUGGGGCCGUGUGGGUGGACGGGGCUGUGGGGCAGCCCCAGGUGGUGGGGCCCGUCGGGUCAGUGUGGGUGACCGGCACCGGGGGGGCGGAGGAGGAGGGGGCGCCCUCCCCGAGUCCCCGGGGCUGCGAGCGGAAAGGCCGCCCGGGCUCCACGGGGCACGAGAGCAUUCUGGAGCUGUGGCUGAAGGUGCAGGCUAUGAGGGCAGCGUCGGGCUGUGGGGAGGGAAGCAGGGUGGAGCUCCACCCGGUGCCUGCCGGGGAGGGCCCGGUUGAAAGGGGUGUCCCCGGCCGGGCUUCCUGGGUAGAGACGAGCCGGGCUGGCCUCACAGGGCCCUGGGUGAAAGGACAGGCCAGGGCGGCCCCCGGGGCCCCAGGAGGAUCUGCAGCUGUGGGGCUCGGGGCAGCUUGUGGGAUGGCCUCGGGCUUGUGUGGGCGGGGACAGGCCGUGGGCCUGCUUUCUGGGGGUGUGCCUGCGGCCCUGGGGACGAGUUCCGGGAUUAUCCCAUACCUGCUGGGGAGAGGACAGGCUCUGGGGGUGCCCGGAGCCAUGGGGUGGCCUGAGGCUGUGCAGAGAGAGAUGGGCUGUGGGGCCGCUCCGGGUGUGUGGGACAGGGGCCAGCCGGUGCAGGUGCCGGGGGCGCUGGUCCGAGAGGCGGUCUGUGGGGACACCGCGGGCCUGUGGGGAAGGGGACAGGCUGCGAGGGUGCCUGAUGCUGUGGGGGCACCCAGAGGCACGGAGGAGGAAGCGACCUCUGUGGGUGCCCUGGGCAUGUGGUGGAGGAGGCGGGCUGUGGAGGGGGCGGGCUCUGGCGGUGUUCCUGGCGUAUGGGGUGCUGGACGGCCUGUGGGGGUGCCUUGUGCUGUUGAAGAGGAAGCCAGGUGUGGGGCUGACGCAGGAUUCAGGGAAAGGGGACAGAGCGUGUGGGUAGAGACUGGGUCUGGAGGUGACCCGGGGUCAUGGGCAGCCACACAGACCACAGAGGUAGGUGGCCGUGAUGAGCAGGAGGUAGGCUCUGGGGGUGCUCCAGGCCUGUGGGGUAUGGGGCCGGGAAUGGGAGUGCCUCUGGCUCUGGGGAAGGAGACAGGCUGUGGGAACCUCCCGGGUCUGUGGGCGACCGAGCAGCCUGUGGGGGUGUCCCAGGCUGUGGUGGUGCCACCAGGAGCCCCAGGAGAACAGGUGAGCUACGGAGGUCUCCCCGGCCAGUGGGAGAGGCAGCAGGCUCUGGGGGUGCCUCUGGCCGAUGCGGUGGCGGGGCUUGUUGGGGAGGACACAGGCUGCGGGCACGUCGUGAGCCUGUGGGAGGGGAGGCCGGCUAUGGGGGAGCAAGAGGCCCUGGUGCCUACAGCUUUAGGGGUGCCCGGGCCUGCAGAUCGGGAGGCCGGCUGUGGCGACGGGUCCUGUGCGUGCAGAAGGAGACAGGCUGUGGGGUGGCCUGAGCCAGAGGGGAUGCCCAAGGCCGCGGUUUUGCCCAAGCACAGGUGUGCCCCGGCAGGGGUCUCCCCAGGAGCGGGUACGCCCGGGCCUGGAAGGGUGCCUGCCGCGGUGUGGGUGUCUGGCCCUGUGUGUCAGGAAGGCGGCUCCAGAGAUGUCUUGAACCUGUGGGAAAGGAUCCGAAGCGCCGCGGUGCCCGUGACUGCAGGGGUCCCCGCGGCCCCCGAGGAGCUGUGGUCUGUGCAUGAGGACACUGGCUCUGCAGCUUUCCCCGGAUCGUGGGGAAGGAGACAGGCUGUCGGGGUUCCUGAAGCGCCUGGGCUUGUGGGGGAGGAGACAGACCCCGGGGGCGUCCCGAGAUCUUGGGGAAGGAGACCGAGCGCCAGGGCGCCUGGGGCUGCCGAGGUGCCCACGGCUGCCAGGGUGCCCGGUCCUCUGGGGUCGGAGGCCGGCCCUGGGGGUUUCUCAGGCUUGCCGGGAAGGAGGCAGACCGCAGGGGUGUCCACAGCUGGCGGGGUGCCCGUGGCCCCCAGGACACCUAGGCCUGUCCCGGAAGAGUCUGCGCCUGGAGGUGUUGCAGGCCUGUGGGGGGAGAGGGAGACAGCACGAGGACCAGCAGACGCCUGGGCUCCCACAAGGUUGGGGGUGCCCAGCGCCGCCAGGAUGCCCGCGCUCACGGGGGAAAGGCUGGGCCCCGGGGGCCCCUCAGGCUUGUUGGGAGGGAGAUGGACGGCUGAGAUGCCCGCGGCUGCGGGCCUCUCCGUGGCUGUGGGGGCCUCUGGGCCGAUGGUGGCCAAUGCCAGCUCUGGGGACGCUUCAGGUGUGUGGGGACAGAGACCGGUGAUGGAGGUGCCCGCUGCUGCCGGGGCUGCAGGACCUGCUGAUGGGGCAGGUGGUUCCGACGGUGUCUCAGGCCCGUGGAGAAGGAGAGCCAGCGGACCGGCCGCUGAGGCCCUGCGGGCGCCUGUGUCUCUGGGGGUGCUCGCGGCUGUAGGGGUUCCCACGGCGGGGCACGCGCCUGCCGCGGUGUGGGUGACCGGGUGCACGGGGGAAGAAACGGCUGCGGCUGCCUCGGGCCUCCCCGCGUUGAGGAGACAGUCCCUGGAGGGAGCUUCGGGGGCGGGGGCGGGAGGCCUGAGUCUGGAGCUGACGGCGGGGAGCCAGGCGGGGGGGCUGCCUCGCACCCACGGCUGCGGGACCAGGUCGUGGAGCUGCCCGAGGCCUGGCGGGGGAGACGCCGACCAGGAGAGCGUGUGCGCCGUGUCAGGGCUCAGAACCGCCGUGGGGGCGCCCCCGGGUUCAAGGCCGGAAACAGGCAUGGGCCGGUUCAGGGAUCACCGGCAGCAGA
This is a messenger RNA of Neomonachus schauinslandi (Hawaiian monk seal), 3022 nucleotides long. RefSeq names its product collagen alpha-1(I) chain-like. The record is from RefSeq and is a predicted model, not a curated record. The transcript has a single exon. The annotation marks the transcript as partial. Lineage: Eukaryota; Metazoa; Chordata; Mammalia; Carnivora; Phocidae.